UAAAACCGAAUGUUUCAUUUUUGCUGGUUGUUGCUUAAUCGUUAUUGGCGAACGACGUCGAUUUCGCAUAACGGUUCUGUUCUCUAAUUGAUCUGAGAAGCGUACGUAUGCAUCGGAACGUGCUUCAAUUUGAUUCAAUUGCAGUAACACCAAACUAUCACAACGGCGGACGAGGAACUUCAACUGUGAAAUAAGACGACGCUGUUUUGGCGAUUUAGAGUAUCAGGAUGGAGUUGGAUGAUGUUUUGCACGAGCUUAAAGACUGGGGUAAAUACCAGACUCUGGCUUUCAUCCUCAUCACUGUAUCAGGAACAUGGUUCCCUGCCUGGCAGAUAUUCUCAGGGGCUUUUACCUUGGCCACGCCGGAAUACUACCACUGCAACCCUGCACCAAACACUUUUCCUAACCAGUCGCUGGUGCUCCAGAACGAGACCGAUGAUGGCGCUGUCAGAUUCGGCGUCGAGAGCUACGAGAACUGUCUGAUGUAUGACGUCAAAGAGGGGGAGAUGAUAACGGAUCAGACUCAGAUAGUUGGAUGUCAGAAUGGAUGGGAAUAUUACACCAUCUACCCCGAGGAGUCAACGGCAGUUAUCGAGAUGAACCUCGUGUGCGAUCGAGACAUCUGGCCCUCAACGGCACAAUCCGUUUACUUUGCAGGGGUGAUGGUAGGGGCGUUCGGUGCGGGGCAGCUAUCGGACAUAUAUGGACGAAAAACCGUUUUGAUCGUGUCCUUCAUCGGAGAAGGAAUAUGUGGACUGGUUGUCGCUUUCCUCUACAACUACUACGCUUUCGUCUCCGUCUGGUUUCUUGUGGGUAUGUUUGAGAAUGGUAUCAACAUCGUCGAGUACGUGCUCGUCGUGGAGAUGUUCACACCCAAGAAGCGCACCCUGGCAGCGUGCAUCAACAAUAUUUCAUGGGGCUUGGGCGUCACCCUCCUCGCUCCAAUCGCGUGGCUCCUAAAAGACUGGCGCUGGAUGCAGAUUGCCAUCUCCAUACCAUGCUUCCUGGCAAUAUUCUAUUACUGGUUAAUCCACGAGUCGGUGCGCUGGCUCCUGUCCCGGGGGCGUACCAGCGAUGCGCAAAAAGUCGUCGAGAAAAUAGCGGAAUUCAACAACCUCGGUCAUGUCCCGGUCUUGACCAAUUCGGACGAUGACUUCGCCAUGAAAAAGGAAACGUACAAGAAGAAGUCGACGGAAGGGAUGUCGAAUGGUGAAUCGGAGAAAGGCGACGCCGAGAUGGCGGUUAAUCACGUGAGGAAGUCGACGUCGACAUCGUCGCUGACCACAGUGUUUGGUCUGUUCAGAAAGAAAAGGCUGUUUUUAAACUCAGUCAAUAUGUUCUGUCAAUGGUUGAUGUGUAGCCUGGUGUACUACGGAUUGUCUCUGAACAGCAGUGAGCUUGCCGGUGAUAAAUACCUCAAUUUUUUCCUUCUCGGUCUUGUCGAAAUACCGGCAUACACUCUCAUUAUGUAUACACUGGUCAAAUGGGGAAGACGACCGACACUAGUCGUAUCUAACUUUGUAGCUGCUGUCGCUUGCAUCAUCACAGCCUAUGUUCCGGAAACAUCAGCUGAUGGUACGAACUUGCAGCCCGUCAUUGUUAGUUUCGCAAUGAUCGGGAAACUCGGCAUCACCUGCAGUUUCGGCACCGUCUUCGUAUACGGAACCGAGAUUUUUCCCACGUCGAUCAGAAAUGUUGGAUUUGGUCUAUGCUCAUUUUGGUCCCGUGUCGGCGGUGUCAUGGCUCCCUUUGUUAUUUAUCUAAACAGGAUCUACGAACCUGGUCCACUUCUUAUCUUCGGCAUUUCAUCCUUCUUUUGCGGAGGCAUCGCUUUGUUCCUUCCUGAAACUCUCGACCGCCCGCUACCUGAAACUCUAGAAGAGGGCAACAACCUCCACAAAACUAAACCCAUUCGCUCUAGCCGUGCGGAAUCGCCAUAUAUCGCUGGUGAAAGAAACCUGGCCAUGGAAACGUAGUUGACGCUGAGCGCCAACCCGAUGAUGAAACUGAGCUUCGUUCAUGAGACGCCCUCUACGUUUGUCCAACACGCGGGCUUCACUCGGUAUUGCGACACAGACUCCUGCGGCAGUUGUUCCGUUGCCAAUUCCCUGGAUUAAUUGAGUACCUAACUUUAAUCCUGCACCAAACAAUAUACCCUACUCUAAACCUAGCCCUCAACCUAACCUGUUACCCUCUUACAAGUAAAACUCUUAAAGCUUAUCUGUACUAGUUUAUUUGAGGGAUUAGAGCACCCUGCA
Strongylocentrotus purpuratus (purple sea urchin) is the source of this 2258-nucleotide messenger RNA. Its product is annotated as organic cation transporter protein. Gene Ontology annotation, molecular function: transmembrane transporter activity. The transcript is spliced from 11 exons. Gene Ontology annotation, biological process: transmembrane transport. The record is from RefSeq and is a predicted model, not a curated record. Bases 228 to 1976 code for a protein of 582 amino acids. Lineage: Eukaryota; Metazoa; Echinodermata; Echinoidea; Camarodonta; Strongylocentrotidae. Gene Ontology annotation, cellular component: membrane.